CACCUACAUUCUGGCCAUCAAAAUUACUAAUUCACAAGUCGACUAGGUUAAAUUCGAAUAAACGGUUUGAAAGUGUCGAAAUUGCCUUAAAGCAUAUUGCAUUAAAAAUAAAUUUUUUUGUCAAAUUUUGCAGCGAAAAAGUUGGUGCUUUUUUAAACAUUUAGCGGUGAACAAUAAAAUAAAAUAUUUUAUGAGACGUUAAAACGGUUGUCAAGUCAAAAAUAACACUUAUUCCUGAGAUAAGCUAAAUAUAGAGUAAAAUCAAUAAAGAGAAUUAAGUGAAUUGUCACAGUGUACCUGAUAGCAAUAUGGAGAAAUUGUAUCUGCAUUUGAUAACAUUUUUGUGCAUGAUCGCGCUGAGUGUCUGCUUGUCACCAAGCCCACUAGUGGAACCAAAAGAACGACAAUUUCCUCYCGACUUCUUUUGGGGCGUCGGUUCAUCAGCAUAUCAAAUUGAGGGUGCUUGGAAUGAAUCUGGCAAAGGAGAAUCAAUUUGGGAUCAUCUAACACACAAUUACCCAGAAAAAAUUGCUGAUCAGUCAAAUGGGGAUGUUUCAUCUGAUAGUUAUCAUCAGUGGCGUCGCGAUAUACAAAUGCUGCGUGAUCUAAACGUACACGUGUACCGAUUUUCGAUCUCAUGGUCCCGCAUCUUGCCGGGCGGCUAUAUGAAUAAUGUCAACAGUGAAGGUAUUCGCUAUUACAGUGAUCUAAUUAACGAGCUUCUGCACUAUAACAUCACACCAAUGGUCACAAUCUAUCACUGGGAUCUACCACAACGUUUACAAGAACUGGGUGGCUGGACCAAUCCCGAAAUUAUACCAGUAUUUAAAGAUUAUGCGCGUCUAAUGUUCGAGAUGUAUGGCGAAAUAUGGUUAUGGUCUCGAUUAUUUGGCGCCCUCCUAUAAUUAUCCUGGAAUACCGAGCUAUUUGUGCGCACACAAUUUACUAAAGACACAUGCCGAAGUGGUGCAUAUGUAUCGUGACCAAUAUCAGAAGCUACAGAAGGGCAAAAUCGGUAUAACUACGGACACAUCGUAUAUGCAACCGAAAACCGAUUCGGACGAUGAUCGCGAAGCAUCUGAGCGUGCUUUGCAAUUCUUUUCGGGCUGGUUUGCACAUCCGAUAUUCUCGAAAACUGGCAAUUAUCCGCAAAUCAUGAUCGAUCGCAUAGGCAAUUAGACCAAAGAACAAGGUUUCACUCGUUCACGUUUGCCGGAAUUCACACAGGAAGAAAUAAAUCGUAUACGCGGAAC
Messenger RNA from Bactrocera latifrons, 1253 nucleotides. Its product is annotated as myrosinase 1-like. Gene Ontology annotation, molecular function: beta-glucosidase activity. NCBI's taxonomy places the organism in Eukaryota, Metazoa, Arthropoda, Insecta, Diptera, Tephritidae. The record is from RefSeq and is a predicted model, not a curated record. Gene Ontology annotation, biological process: carbohydrate metabolic process.